CCGACUUCGGCAUGAGCAGGAACCUCUACAGCGGGGACUACUACCGCAUCCAGGGGCGGGCGGUGCUCCCCAUCCGGUGGAUGUCCUGGGAGAGCAUCCUGCUGGGCAAGUUCACAACAGCCAGCGACGUGUGGGCGUUCGGCGUGACACUGUGGGAGACCUUCACGCUGUGCCGGGAGCAGCCCUACUCCCAGCUGUCUGACGAGCAGGUCAUCGAAAACACCGGCGAGUUUUUCCGGGACCAGGGCCGGCAGACCUACCUUCCCCAGCCUGCACUUUGCCCUGACUCAGUCUAUAAGCUAAUGCUCAGCUGCUGGAGACGGGACACUAAAGAUCGUCCCUCCUUCCAGGACAUCCACCGCCUUCUCCAGGAGUCAGACAGUGAAGAAUGACCCUUGGCUCCCCCUCAGCCCGGUCCCCAUCCCUCCCCAUCCCCAGUACGCAAACUGAAGCCACUUCACUCGGACUUAGCAAUCCAACCCAGGCAGCUGGUCUUGUUCUCGUUGUACAGUGAAGCCUCAGAGGAAAACCCCCAGGCCGGCAAGGAGAGCCACAGCGUGGGACACCUCAGACCUCCCGCCUGCUUGCUGACCUGAGCCCGGGAGAAACACAGGCUGAGAGGAGGAUUAUUUAUUGAUGCAGCGUGUU
This is a messenger RNA of Pterocles gutturalis (yellow-throated sandgrouse), 648 nucleotides long. RefSeq names its product discoidin domain-containing receptor 2-like. The coding region runs from base 12 to 392 and encodes 126 amino acids. Gene Ontology annotation, molecular function: ATP binding; protein tyrosine kinase collagen receptor activity; collagen binding. Gene Ontology annotation, biological process: multicellular organism development; cell surface receptor protein tyrosine kinase signaling pathway; protein phosphorylation. The transcript is spliced from 3 exons. Gene Ontology annotation, cellular component: membrane; signaling receptor complex. The record is from RefSeq and is a predicted model, not a curated record. NCBI's taxonomy places the organism in Eukaryota, Metazoa, Chordata, Aves, Pterocliformes, Pteroclidae.